GAGCUUAUAAUGCGGGGUUUCAACGCCAGUAUAUUCGCCACUCGUUAGUGCUACUUAAAUCUUAACCAGACUACCAUAUAUAAUGGGCUGGGCCUUGUAUAUAAGUCUGAACAGUCCGUCCAACGCAGCUAUUAUUUCGUUACACUCGCCAUCAUGAUGAAAUCAAUCAUUGCAACAUCCCUCAUCGCAGAGGUCGCUCUUGUUGCUGGCUUCCCUGACAUUGCCAGAAAAGUCGCAGAGCAAAGAGCGCUGGAACAAAGACAAGGGGGUUUCCUGCCUUCACUUGUACCAUUUCCGGAGUUCCCUGGUACUCCAAAUCACGCAGUCUUUAACACAUUCGACCCCAAGAGUCAACUUGUAUCCACCAGCGGCGAUCACGCAUGGCAAGCCCCUGGCCCCGGCGAUAUCAGGGGGCCAUGUGCCGGUCUCAACGCGGCUGCCAACCACGGCUAUCUCCCUAGAGACGGUAUCGCAACCGCCCAGUCAGUUAACACGGGUCUAUGGGAAGCUUACGGCUUGGACAAGACUGCCACUCUAUUUUUACAAACCGCUACCAUGUUCUUUGAUGGUGAUCCGAUCUCUGGGAGAUGGUCCAUUGGUCCACACUCAGACAAGACUGCUUCUCUUGGUCCUCUCAGUGACGUUCUUGGGAACCAGACUGGAAUCUGCGCCUACGGUCACCUGAAGACUGAAGCCGAUGCUUCCAUUACUCGUGGUGAUUGGCUGGACCCCAACCCCGAGUUCAACGGCAACUGCGCGUCGCACCCGAAGUUCAUGCAAGAACUAUUUGAUUUGGCGGAUAAACGUGCUAAUGGAUUCAUCACACCUCAAGUCAUGGCGGAACAUUCGUACAACCGCAAGCAAUACUCAAUCCAAAACAACCCCAAUUACUUUGCGCCGGUUUAUGCUGGUGUUGCCUUCACAUUCGGCGCCCAUAUGUUUGCAUUCGAGCUUCUCGGCAACCACUCUGCAGAAGAGCCGAGAGGAUUUCUCACCAAGGAGGUUUUCAUGGACUUCUUCUCCUACAAGAAGGACGCUGCCGGUAACCUGAAAUACACAUACGGUCACGAGCGGAUCCCCGACAACUGGUACAAGCGUCACGCCCUUGACGCCUGGACACUCACCGAUAUUGUUGUCUCUACUGCCCAACAGUGUGCCUCGUAUCCCUCCAAUUGUCAAGUUGGAGGCAACACUGGUACCGUCAACAGCUUCAGUGGUGUCGACCCUGGUGACCUUACUGGUGGCCUCAUCAACAGUUUCGAGAACUUGUCUAACCCUGACAAGCUCGGCUGCUUUAUCCUGCAGAAUUUGCAAGCUGAGAUUCCGUCGUUCUUGUCCAAUGUCUUGGAUCCUGCGUCACUAAGCCUCGUCAACGGGCUCAUUCCUACCGUCCUGAUGCCUGCGCUUAAGGGUCUUGACAUCAGCGGUACUUGCGGCAACUUGCCUCCUGGUCGUACAACUCCUGGUUAUGGUGGUGUGUAUCCUGGCGCGAAGGACAUGAAUGUGUUUGAAGGUCCUCGUGCUGCUUACUAGAAGUAAUUAUGAUCAUGAAAACUUAAUGUUUGUAUAUUCUACUGGCAGCCUUUAUGUACAACAAAAUGGGUGGUUAAUGUUGCUUUUCUACUCGGUUGAAGAUAUAAAGAUACGUCAAGAAUUAAAAAUUAUAAUAUAU
This is a messenger RNA of Pseudovirgaria hyperparasitica, 1672 nucleotides long. RefSeq lists its product as uncharacterized. Lineage: Eukaryota; Fungi; Ascomycota; Dothideomycetes; Acrospermales; Acrospermaceae. The coding region runs from base 154 to 1533 and encodes 459 amino acids. The record is from RefSeq and is a predicted model, not a curated record. Gene Ontology annotation, molecular function: peroxidase activity. The transcript has 2 exons.